Archocentrus centrarchus (flier cichlid) is the source of this 5017-nucleotide messenger RNA. RefSeq names its product bromodomain-containing protein 4-like. Bases 350 to 4678 code for a protein of 1442 amino acids. The transcript has 22 exons. The record is from RefSeq and is a predicted model, not a curated record. Gene Ontology annotation, cellular component: nucleus; chromatin. NCBI's taxonomy places the organism in Eukaryota, Metazoa, Chordata, Actinopteri, Cichliformes, Cichlidae. Gene Ontology annotation, biological process: chromatin remodeling; regulation of DNA-templated transcription.
CGACGUGAAACGGGACUGUUUGUUCUGGAUUUGGGGCGAGGAAGGUCUGUGAUCGCUGACAAGCGACCGAAGAAGUUUCUCACAGGUGUGACACUCAGCUCUCUGUGUGUUGUGGUUUUUGUGCUGCCUCAGCGUGUCGCUGACAAACAUCCCACAUUACCCCGGGAAGUUGCCACCUCCCCAACUGAGAUAUGAUCACACAACUGGAUUAGACCACAGCUGCACAGCAACAAACAUAGAGUCACGUGAGGAGUGUAAUGGCCUGAAGGGGGUCCCCCCGGUCCCACCUGCCCCUGCCAGGUCCAAUCUGCCUAAACUGUCUGCUCAGCCACUGCAGCCCACCAGUGCGAUGGGAGACGGACUGGAGGCAGGCAGCAGCCAGAACCCUCCCUCUGCCCAACCACCUAUCCCCUUCAACCCUCCACCCCCUGAAACAUGGAACCCCUCCAGACCCAAACGACAGACCAACCAGCUGCAGUACCUGCAAAAAGUGGUAUUGAAGACAUUAUGGAAACACAAUUUUGCUUGGCCCUUCCAGGCUCCUGUAGAUGCCAUCAAACUCAAUUUGCCUGACUACUAUAAGAUCAUAAAGAAUCCUAUGGACAUGGGCACAAUAAAAAAACGCCUGGAGAACAACUACUACUGGAAUGCCCAGGAGUGUAUCCAAGACUUCAACACAAUGUUCACAAACUGCUACAUCUACAACAAGCCUGGGGAUGAUAUUGUGCUAAUGGCAGAAGCCUUGGAAAAGCUCUUUCUCCAGAAGAUUACAGAGAUGCCGCAGGAGGAGACUGAGAUUGCUGUGGUUACAAAGGGACGUCGAGGAGGCAGGCGGGAGACAGGUCUGAUCUCAAAAUCAGAUUCAGGGCAAGACUCAUCAUCCCCCUCCACCACCCCGCAUACACGAGGCUUUUCAUCCCCUUCAACCACUCCACAUACCCGUGGUGCACCCGCUCCUCAAAGUUCUCCUGUCUUACCCUUGGCUCAGCCUCUGGCCCAAGCCCUGGCUCAGCCUCUGGCUCAACCUCUAGCUCAGCCUCUGGCCCAACCCCUAACUCAGCCUCUGGCCCAACCCUUGGCCCAUCCUCUGGCUCAUCCGCUGGCCCAACCUCUGGCUCAUCCGCUGGCCCAACCUCUGGCUCAUCCGCUGGCCCAGCCUCUGGCUCAUCCGCUGGCCCAGCCUCUGGCUCAUCCGCUGGCCCAGCCUCUGGCUCAUCCUCUGGUCCAGCCUCUGUCUCAACCUCUGGCUCAGCCUCUAGGCCAGCCUCAGCCUCCCCGUGUGCCUCCUACACCCACAAACCAUCUGGGACUGCAAUUCUCACUCUCCACUUCAGACGUCCUGGCCCAGGGCAUGACAUCUGUUCCCCCUCCAACUGUGACUCACCCAGGCCUCCAUCCUACUGCCCCCAUACUGCAAAGCUCCCCUGCCCUCAUCAAGCAAAGGAAGAGCCAGAAGAGGAAAGCUGAUACCACGACGCCCACCGCCAACGAUCAGCUCAGUGAAUCAUCUCCUGUUUCUGCUGAGACUCGGCCACGCCGAGACAGCAUUCGCCCAACAAAGCAGCCCAAAAGAGAAGCAUCACAGCCAGACUCUCAGCAUCACCUUGUAGGAGGCUUGGAGAUGGGAGGGACAGGAACACCGAAACGCCAGGAGCAGUUGCGUUGGUGCGCACGUCUCGUCAGAGAGAUGCUGUCUAAGAAACAUGUGGCCUAUGCGUGGCCGUUUUACAAACCUGUUGAUGCGAAAGCUCUCGGCCUUCAUGACUACCAUGAAAUCAUCAAGCACCCCAUGGAUCUCAGCACCAUCAAGAAAAAGCUGGACAACAGACAGUACAGAGAUGCUCAAGAAUUCGCAGCAGAUGUCAGGUUGAUGUUCUCCAACUGUUACAAAUACAACCCUCCAGACCACGAUGUGGUGGCCAUGGCCCGUAAAUUACAGGACGUGUUUGAGAUGCGUUUCGCCAAAAUGCCCGAUGACCCCGAGGAGCCAGUCCCUGUUCCCACACCGUCGUCGGCCCUCCACCCUGCCCCCUCCACACGACAAGUCCCACCUCCUCCUGCUGCCUCAGAAGACGACAGCUCGAGUUCUUCAGAAUCUGAGUCCUCAGGAGGAGACUCGGAACAAGAAAGGCAACAGCGACUGGCAGAGUUACAGGAACAGCUCAAAGCUGUCCAUGAGCAGCUGGCAGCGCUCUCCCAGCCGCAGGCCAGCAAGCCCAAGAAAAAAGAGAGGGAGAAGAAGGAAAAGAAGAAAGAAAAGUACAAGAAGAAGGUGGGAGUAGAAGAACCUGUGGAGACUCCUCCGCUUGCAGUGCUUCAGACGUCUAAGAAAAACAAAAGUAGUAAAGAACCUAUCAGUGCAAAAAAAGAGAGGAAAAAGCCCAGUAAGAAAGAAGGAGUUAAAAACACCCGGCCUGCUGUACCCCCUCAGCCUGGGCCGACCCCUCUUGUCCCUUCAGCCUCUCUUGAAGAGGUUGACAUAGACGUGUCUGCUGACAGGUGCAAGCCAAUGUCAUAUGAGGAGAAGCGCCAGCUGAGCCUGGAUAUCAAUAAGUUGCCUGGAGACAAGCUGGGCCGUGUCGUGCACAUAAUCCAAACCCGUGAGCCUUCGCUGAAAAACUCCAAUCCGGAUGAGAUUGAGAUUGAUUUUGAGACGCUGAAGCCCUCCACACUGAGAGAGCUGGAGAAGUACGUCUCAAGCUGCCUCAGGAAGAAGAAAAAACCAUCAGCAGAAAAGCCUCUGGAAAUGACAAAUGUGACAAAGGUGAAGACGGGAUCCUCAUCUUCAGGCAGCAGUGACUCCUCUGAUAGUGAAGACUCUGACAGUGGGCUGGUUCCCAAGCAACAGAAGAAGACUUCAACUAACAAGGACACCAAGAGACAGCAGCACCAGUCCCUCGGUAGUGGAGUGGGCCAAGUCACUCUUCAGCCUCAACCUCAACCUCAGCCUCAGGUGGUUCAGUCCAAACCACCGUAUAUCCCCCCUCCCGCCGUCCCUGUCUCUGUCCCCUCUCUGGAUUCCUCUCAGCUGUUGGCUCCAGCAUUUGAUCCUCUGGCCCACUUCAUGAAUUCACACCUGACGCAGUCCAACACGGAGCCUAAUGUAACCAUUACUACUGUUGGUGCUCCUGUUGCCUCUGGCCUCCUCAAUACAAAUGCACCUAUUAACCAGAUGCCUUCUGAGACACAUCCUUUCUUAAACCAACAUCCUAUUUUACCUUCUCCAGCAAUCCACAAUGCUCUUCCCCAGCAACCAUCAAGACCUAGCAACCGUGCAGCGCCGCUUCCACCCAAACCUGCACAGCCUCCUCCAUCCUCCCUCCCUUCCCUGCCUCCAUCUUCCUCACCCCAACUUCAGCCCUCACUUCCUCUUACCCUCCCGCAGCAGCCUGUCCCCCGCCCUCGCGUCCCGUCACCGCCAUCCCACGGCAUCCUGGGCACCCUCUCGGCGCAGCCCCCCCAAGCCCUGCUGGAGGACGACGAAGAGCCAACACCCACCAGUUCUGAAACCCCACCACUCAGUCAGGUCCACAACCUCCUGCAGUCACUUCAGGCCAGACCCACCACACAGACACAGCCACUGCACACGCAUUCUCCUGUGCAGGUUGCCUCUCAGCUGGGGCCGUCAAUGCACACGCAGGUUAUGACGACAACCGCCCCCGUUCUGACGCAGAGACACAGCUCAGGCCACGCGCACAUGCAGCAGUCAUUCCCGCAUACGCACACGUCAGUACCGCAGCAGCAAAAGGGCGGGAUCCUGCAGCAGAAGGUACAAGAGUUGCAACAGCACCAACAACAGGCAUCGCCACGAAGCAAAGCAGAGCCUUUCGCAACAGGUUGCCUGCGUGACAGCCCCUCUCCUCUGAUGCACUCUCCUCCGAUGCCUCAGUUCCAUGCAAUGGGACAGCAGUCGCCUCCACAGACCAAGAAGCAUGAGCAGAGGUCGAACCUGGUGGGGAUCAAAGAAAAGUUUCCCCAGUCACCAGUACUGCCCCCCUCACCCUUUAGCCCUGGCGUUCGUCAAGAUGCACACAAACCAGACAACAAACACCGAUUAGAUAUGAAGCCAUUGGAUGGUUCUCGCCCCAUUUCCCGUCUGCCAGACUCGCCUGCACCACCCUGCUCCCAGCAGGACAACAAAAUCAAGCAGGAACCCAAAACCCCCAUCGCUCCCAAGAAGACACAGAUAAAGAACAUUGGUUCUUGGGCCAGCCUGGCUCAAAAGUCCCAGUCCACACCGGCGUCCUCGGUGCGCUCGUCAAGCGACAGCUUCGAACAGUUCAAGCGGGCUGCAAGAGAGAAGGAGGAGAGAGAGAGACAGCUGAAAGCACAGGCUGAACAGGCCAGGAGGGAGCAAGAGAAACUGCGCCGUGACGACGAGGACACGAUGGAGCAGGCGCGUCGGGCGCAAGAAGACGCCCGCCGUCGCCAGGAUCAGCAAUCGCCGCUCGCUCCAACACCUCCCGCCUCAACUCCACCCACCCACUCCCCACAGGCCCCACCCACACAGCCGCAAGCCCCCCCACCCACCUCUGCUGCACAAAACGCUCUCGACCAGCAGAGGGAGAUGGCACGGCGCCGCGAACAGGAGAGGCGCAGGAGAGAGGCGAUGGCAGACACCAUCGACAUCAAUUUCCAGAGCGACCUGAUGGCCAUUUUUGAAGAGAACCUGUUCUGAGAGGAAGAAGAGGCACGAGAGAAGGACCUGUAGGCACACAGAAGCAGAUUUCCAGAAUGCUUACAAAUGCCCGUGCUCUGACGCACACGGUCGCUGCUUACACACAUCUGCAUACACAGACUUAAUAGUAACUGUCCCUUUCUCUCAGCAGUUGAAACAGCUGGUUUGUGUCGUGAAUGAGAGACGAGGGGAAGUGAAAUUCAAAUAAGAAGCCCUUUUUCUUUUCUUUUUCCAACCUCAGAUACAUUUUGGUGUCUGGUUUGGUGUUUCUGGUUAUAGGUCCUUGAUCUCCAGGGACAACAGUUGCAAAUAUUCAGCCCCCCCCCCCCCCCCCCCCCC